Molecule: messenger RNA, 2051 nt
Organism: Talaromyces stipitatus ATCC 10500
Lineage: Eukaryota; Fungi; Ascomycota; Eurotiomycetes; Eurotiales; Trichocomaceae
Product: ribosome biogenesis protein Kri1
Exons: 2
Coding region: 59-1921 (620 amino acids)
Biological process (GO): endonucleolytic cleavage in ITS1 to separate SSU-rRNA from 5.8S rRNA and LSU-rRNA from tricistronic rRNA transcript (SSU-rRNA, 5.8S rRNA, LSU-rRNA)
Cellular component (GO): nucleolus; 90S preribosome
Source: RefSeq, a predicted model, not a curated record
GGACUAAAUCUCACACUACAACUCAGUUUUCUAUACAUACAUCGCUUCACAAUACAACAUGGAGCCGCCUUCAAAGAAACCGCGAAAGCUUCUCGAGGACAGCGAGUCUGAUAGCGAUUCCGACAGUCAAGGAGGAGUUUCCGUGGCUCCAGAUGCUGGCUUCAAAAUCAACGAAGAAUACGCUCGUCGAUUUGAGUAUAACAAGAAGAGAGAAGAACGACAACAGUUGGAAGCAAAAUUAGGCAAAACUUCAAUAAACUCACGCAAUCAAGGCGACGGCGACGAACAAUCCAAUGAUGAAGAGGACAGCUCAGAUGAGGAAGAGGAGGAUGAAGACGGAGAACUCGCUACCGAAGCGCUUGAUACAGAGAUCUUCGCAACCUUGGACGCCAUUCGAUCCAAAGACCCUCGCGUAUACGAUAAGAAUGCAAAAUUCUACUCGGAAGUGACAGAAUCCGAAGCAGCAGCCGACCAAGAGAAAAGGACGGAAAAACCAAUGUAUCUUCGCGAUUAUCACAGACAGAACCUCUUGAAUGGUGGUGUUGCAGAUGAAACUAAGGAUACCCCGAAGACGUUCGCGCAGGAGCAAGCAGAUCUUAAGAAGAGUGUUCUUCAGGAGAUGCAAGCUGCUGCAAAUGACCAAAGCUCAGAUGAAGAAGAAGACGGUGACUUUUUAAUUGCGAAACCAAAACCGAAGGAUGAUGAAGUAGCCCAGAAAAAAGUCGAUAUUGAGCUUGACGUUGAAAAUGCGGACAAGGAUCCUGAAACAUUCUUGUCUAAUUUCCUGUCUGCUAGAGCUUGGAUACCAACAAAGACUGCUCAAUUCCAGCCUUUCGAAUCAGAUGAUGAGGAAGAAGAAAAGAGAGCGGAGGCUCUUGAAGAAGCCUACAACUUCCGUUUCGAAGACCCUAACAAGCUAAACGAAAAGCUCAUUACACAUGCUCGCGAUACCGCAAAUCAGUUUUCCGUUCGCCGAGAAGAGAUGAGCAGUCGCAAGAAGAAGAGGGAGGCUGAGCGUGAAAAGAAGGAAGCGGAGCGCCGGGAACGGGAAAACCAAAAGAACCGACUACGGAAAUUGAAAAUGGAAGAAUUAGAAGAGAAGGUGCAGAAAAUCAAACAAGCUGCCGGACUCAAGGCGGCUGAUAUUACGGAGGAAGAGUGGGCACGGUUUCUCGAUGACAAUUGGGAUGAUGAAAAAUGGGAGAAGGAGAUGGCCAAGCGGUUCGGUGAGGACUACUAUGCUGAGGACGAUGCCGAAUUAGACGGGGAUGAAGAGUCUACAGGAAAGAAGAAACGAAAACCCAAGAAGCCUACAUGGGACGAUGAUAUUGAUAUUAAAGAUCUGGUACCGGACUUUCAGGACGAAGCUGUGCCCCCUGUCAGCCUUACUGACGACGACGAAGAAGCCGCCAACGAGGAAGAAGACGAUGAGGAAAGUGGACGUGCUACGAAGAAGAGCCGCACCAAAGAAAAGCACGAUCAAAAACGAGCAGCGCGUAAAGAAAAACGACUCAUUGAACAAGCAGUCGACCGCAAUUUAGACCUUGAUCCCACCCUACUACCGGGUGCAACCAGGAAGAAUGCAUCUCAAUUCCGUUACCGAGAGACAUCCCCUCAAAGCUUCGGCCUUACUGCCCGCGAUAUCCUCAUGGCGGACGACGCCCAGCUAAAUCAAUUCGUCGGGCUGAAGAAGCUCGCCACGUUCCGUGACCCUGAGCGAAAACGCCGCGACUUGAAGAAGAUGGGCAAGAAAGCCCGGCUUCGUCAAUGGCGCAAGGAUACUUUUGGUACCGAAGAAGAGCCGGAAUUUGUGCUACCACAGGCGCCUGCUGCUGCACCCGAGAAGAAUGACGAUGAGAUGAAGGUUGAUAUCCGCGAGGGAGGAUCUCGCAAGAAAAGAAAGAGGUCAAAGAAGCAUUAGUCUGACUGGGUAGUCCCUUUUUGUUGAAUAGUAGCGUGUGUAUAUCUUCACUUAUAUUUGCAUGAAUGUAUGCUACUCGGGUCUAUAUUGCUUUACAAUGAUGAUAUUUCAUGGUAGACCGUGAAUCGGA